AUGCCGGUGUUCGGCGUCAGCGUGCAGGAUGCGUGCAGGGAGAGCGGCGGCCUGCCGAGAGUGGUCGCGGAGACCAUCGCAUGGCUCGAUGCGCAUGUCGGCGUCAAGCCCGCGGAGAACAUGUUCAAAGUUCGCGGAGACCACAACAAGAUCCAGGAGUGCCGCAUCAGGUACGACAGGGGCGAGGUGAUGCCUCUGAAGGGAUGCGCCGACGCGCACACCGUAGCCGGCGUGCUCAAGCUCUACCUCGCCUCCCUCCCGGAGCCGCUUCUCACCUUCCGCCUGUACGACUCCCUCCUCGCGGUGGCGGCGAUGCCCUCGAGGUCCAGGCGGGUCCUCGCCCUCGGAUCGCUGCUCGACUCCCUCGACGUCAGCGCCAAGCGGACGCUCUCCGCCGUCUCUGCGUUUCUUCGAAGGUGCGCCCAGGCCAACGCGGCGGCGAGGAUGGCGGCUUCGAAGAGCGAUGCGGACGAGACCGCCACCCUCGCGCGAUGCGUCAGGGACAUCUCGACCGCGUUUAGCCCGCUCCUUCUCCGCCUGCGCGGCGCCCAGAGAGACGCGGCGGCGCUCGCCGAGGACACCGCUCGCGCCGACCACGUCGUCGAGCUCCUCGUCGAGUACCACGCCGAGAUUAUCGGUCUCAACAGGCACAAGCACAGGCAGCAGGGCGCGGGAACGGACCAGGGGAACGGAUGCGAGGUGAUGUCCAGGAAAGGCGGUGGCUUGGGUGCGAGCGAUAACGGGCGCAACGCGCACAGGGACGAACGCGCGCGCGUCGCCGCGGCGACCCUCGGGAAGGAAAACGCGAGCGACGGCGGCGCCAAAACCUUUCAGACUCGGACGGCGAAGGAGAAGGAGAGCUCGAACGCGCACGUCCACGCGCAGCAGGCGAGGCGCCCGGUCGCGACGCUGGACGUGCAUCUCGCGAAUGACUUCGCGGACGUCGCGAUGGACGGGCUGAUAGACGAGUUCGUGGGGUGGAGCGUGGGAGGUUUGAUGGGCGGCGACGACCUGUUCACCGCCGAGAUUGAUCGAGCCGCGGGCAGCGCUCUCGAGGUGCUCUACAAGGGGGGCAUACAUCGCAUGCCCCCGGACGAGCUCGCCGCGGAGAAGCAGCACAUCAAGCGACGGUUGCGGUCGUUCGAUAACCACGUGGCAGCGUGCAGCGGGAGGAAGGCGACCAAGGAGGACAAGAGGCACCUCCGGCCCCUCUACCUCCGGCUGGCGCACGUGAAACGGCAAAUCGGAGUAUUGGAGCAGUCAGGCGCGGGUCAGCACGGGGCGCAGAGGGGGACCGCGAGAACGUAG
Molecule: messenger RNA, 1308 nt
Organism: Micromonas commoda
Lineage: Eukaryota; Viridiplantae; Chlorophyta; Mamiellophyceae; Mamiellales; Mamiellaceae
Exons: 2
Coding region: 1-1308 (435 amino acids)
Biological process (GO): small GTPase-mediated signal transduction
Cellular component (GO): cytoplasm
Molecular function (GO): GTPase activator activity
Source: RefSeq, a predicted model, not a curated record